This is a messenger RNA of Rhincodon typus (whale shark), 4720 nucleotides long. Its product is annotated as apoptosis-resistant E3 ubiquitin protein ligase 1. Lineage: Eukaryota; Metazoa; Chordata; Chondrichthyes; Orectolobiformes; Rhincodontidae. Gene Ontology annotation, molecular function: ubiquitin-protein transferase activity. Gene Ontology annotation, biological process: protein polyubiquitination; proteasome-mediated ubiquitin-dependent protein catabolic process; positive regulation of protein catabolic process. The record is from RefSeq and is a predicted model, not a curated record.
ACCGGCUCCUUGCAGCUUCCGGUUGCUAUAGGUCCCUAGAAACAAAAUGAAGAGGGCGGAUCAUCUGAGGUGGAGGGUGCAGAACAGCUUGAACACUGGAAUUAAAGCCAUGAACUUCUGACAGAUACCUUUAUUCUUUGGUAUUGUUCAGCCUGGAGCCACAGCAACUGUGAACUCAACAAAGAAGUGUGAGAAUCUCCAUGUUUAACUGUAUUCUGAAGCUCAGGAUUGCAUAAUACAUAUUGUGCUUGCAUAUGAUGGCCUGAUGGACUGCUGCAUUUUGACUUUUCUGCUCACCUUUUGUCUUUGGGUGUCAGCCUGGGAAUUAAGGUGGAAGAACCUUGGACAGAAACAGAUUAAAGAAUGGCUCAAUGGUAAUAAUCUUCUCAAAUGUAAGAUCUUAUUUGAUGAUGUGCCGAAUUUAGAGGAACUAGCAGUUCUGAGUACCUUGUCCCACCUGAAGGGAGAGUCCUUGGAUGACAGUGUGAUUCAGAAGAUAGAAGCAGUCUGACGCCAACUGGUGAAGGAGCUAGCACAGCAGGAGUGGCUUUCACUCGGUCUAGAGCACUACGUCCAUGCGCUACAAUCAUUGGGCUGCAGCACCCUUCCUGACCUGGUCCAGUUUGACAGCGAGUCGCAGGUAGCUGUCACAGCCAGGGGUUACAUCUACGGUGACUACCACAAGUUCGGCAGGAAGAUCCUUCAGAUUACAAGGAGCCCCCCGGAGUGGGAACAUAAACUAAAGCUUGCUCACAACUUGGUCCAGAGGCGUAGAGUUGAAAAGUGGUCUGUGGUGGAAGCAGUGGUUUUUGCCUCUAGCAUCACUCUUUGCACUCUAAAGAGAGACCUGAUGUUUAUCGUUGUUGGUGGAAUCGCAGUUUCCAUUGUAGCAUUCCUGUUUACUGCCAAGUUUCUCUACGAGCUAUUAGCACGGGUUAUCAGCUUUCUUCAAAAUGACAACAGAGGUAGGCGGGGAAACCGCACCAUUUAUGACUAUGUGCGUGGGAACUACCUGGAUCCUAGGUCAUGCUUAGUAACCUGGGAUUGGAAGGAUUUUCCAGAAGUCGGACACAUCAUGACCUUUAGGGUACAUUUGUUCUACAAGAAUGGGCGACCAUUUCCCGCACAACGUCCUGUAGGAUUACGGAUUCACAUUUCACAUGUGGAGCUUGGGUUGGAUGUUCCCGUCACGCAGGAAGUACUCCAUGCACAGAAGAGCAAUGUGGUGAAGGUGGGCUUCACAGUGAGAAAGGCAGGAAGGUACGAAAUCUCUGUCAAAGUCGGAGGAUCGAAUGUGGCUUACAGCCCAUACUAUAAAACUUUUCAACCUGGAUCUGUAUUUCCAGCAAAAACAAAAAUUCUCUACCACUUCUCCACCCUGGUACUGACUAGUGGACAGCAGCACACAUUGCAGAUUGCCCCGCGCGAUGAAUAUGAUAACCCAACAAGUAAUGCAUUGUCUGUCAUUGGGCAGGAUGAUUACAAAGUCCAAAUCAAAGAGCUUGGUGGCCCUGAAAAUGAAAUGUCAGAUGUUUUGUUUCAUAAAACCAUUUCCUCGAAUAAGACAAUGUGCCUAGUGCUUCUGAACUUGACAUUGUGGAAAAAAGGUUGUUUUCGAGCAUCUGUUACCUACUGGGACCAAUUGAUUGGUAAUGGGGUGUUUGACAUCAUUGUUCUCAGCGAAAAUGAGAAGAACACAGUAGAAAAGAACGUUUCAACUCCAGGAACCAGUGUUUAUUUUGAAGCGUACUUGUAUAGCACAGCAAAUUAUGCAAACUCUCAGUGGCAGUUACCAUCAAUAUCACCUUUGAGCGUGGGUCGGCACCCAUCAACCAAUACAGAUGAAGAAGAUGAGAAAGAUUUGGAUCAGGAAAAUCAGACAGCUGAGAAAGUGAAAAAACCCAAGAAGGUCUAUUGUUACAUAUCACCAAAGCAAUUCUCAGUGAAGGAGUUUUACCUGAAAAUCAUCCCCUGGAGACUUUUUACUUGCAGAGUGUGUCCAGGAACCAAGUUUUACUACCACAGUCUGGAUCCAGUGCAUAAGUUCCUCACGUUAGUGGUGGAUGAUGGGAUACAACCUCCUCUGGAACUCAGUUGCAAAGAAAGGAACAUCAUGGCAGCAACAUUCAUUCGUUUCUUACAUAAGAACAUUGGUGGUUCUGAAACUUUCCAAGACAAAGUGAAUUUCUUUCAGCGAGAACUUCGUCAAAUGCACAUGAAACGAUCACAUACAAAGAUUGUACUUAAAGUCAGCCGUCACAGUUUCCUUGAGUCGUCCCUGAAAGCCACAAGAAACUUCUCAGUCUCUGAUUGGAGCAAGAAUUUUGAGGUGAUUUUUCAGGAUGAAGAAGCAUUGGACUGGGGUGGCCCACGCAGGGAGUGGUUUGAGUUGAUGUGUAAAGCACUCUUUGAUCAUAGCAAUGGUCUGUUCAUGCAUUUCAGUGACAAUAACCAGGGAUUGUCUGACCUCCAGCUGUUGAUGUGUGGGACUGGCAACAUCAAUGUACCUGAUUUCAAGACCCAUGCUGUCAUUGUUGGAGGGACCUGGCACUUCAGAGAGAAGGUAAUGAAGUGGUUCUGGACAGUAGUGUCCAGUUUUACACAGGAAGAGCUUGCUCGAUUGUUGCAGUUCACAACUGGGUCUUCCCAACUCCCUCCAGGAGGAUUUGUGGCAAUGUGCCCAUCUUUUCAGAUCAUAGCAGCGCCUACACAGAGUACCUUGCCCACAGCCCAUACUUGCUUUAACCAGUUGUGCCUUCCCACUUACGAUUCCUACGAGGAACUACACAAAAUGCUGAAACUGGCUAUUAAUGAAGGCAGUGAAGGAUUUGGGAUGCUGUAAUCAUGACGCUUUGGGACGCGAUAAAGUGAACCUAUUCUCUGGUAUGCUGGGAAAAAUACAGGGUCCAGGGCCUGCCAAUUUAAGAUUGACAUGGUUUGCCUGUUUAUCUACCACUUCCAAGACAGAAAUGGAUUGAGCAAUGGUAUUCCAACCUGAUUGUUCUGUUGCUGAAAGAUGGUGAGGUGAUCAGCAUGCUCCACUCAACACUUUUCAAACUCCACCUGUAAUGCCAAGCACUCCGAAAUGAAGAGGGAUGUUUUUCAGGUUCCGUGAUCAGUAUCGUCCUUCUGCAUACUUGUCUGAUUUACAAAUAACUCGACCUGGGGAGAUUGUUUUCAAGACUUGAUCAUCUGAUUGAAGGUUUGUUAGGAAGCAGGAAAAAACAUUGAAUGCUUGCAAGCAACUACUAAAACUGUGUCAAUUUAUUCAUGUAGCACACAACAUUCUUUGUCAAACAGUAUUUUGAGCACACACUGAAAAGGAUUUGAUACAUGGACUUGCAAUUGCAAGCUAUUGAGAGUUUUUAUGAUUUUUGCAUUGACCUUGGUACUAGGCAUUCAACUGUGAAAGAAACCAAAAGCAAUGCCAGGUUCUAAGACCUGUCUUCUAGAUUGUCCUAUUCACUGAACUAUAGUCGUGCUGUUGGCCUCCUCCUUGAUGAAUGGCAGUUACAACACGUCUCUCAAAUCUUAAAAUAACUGCGUUUUUUUCCAUAAGCUGCGUCUUGUUGCUGAACUGCUGAGACAGGUGCCAGUCACAGAUUUUCAAAAGGGAGGUGCUGUUCUGAUUUUCUGAUUUUCCGAUUUCACUCAUUUCCCGUUUGACUCUUAGUAAAGUUGAAGUACAGAUGCUGGGAAUGUGAAGUAAAACCAGCAUGCCGGAAAUAACUCGGCAUCUAUGGAGAGAGCAACAGAGUAAACGUUUCAGGGCAAUGAACUUCCAUCAGAAUUCACGCAACUUUCAGGAUUAUGUUCAAUAAUUAAGAUAGUGAAGUAGACGAAGUAGGAGUUAAUCACCAACGAAUGGGAUUGAAAUGUGAGAGCACAAACUGUCUCCAGUGCAUUAUAGUAAAUAGAGUACCAUCUAACAUUCACCGAAAAAUCCAAAAUCACUAGAGAUAGAAAAUAAGCACUUCUUCUAAUUCGCAAUUAUAUGUUAAAUUUUUCUUAAGAAGUUGUUAUUAGGAGCCUUGUCAUGAGGACCUCCUUCAAAAGAAGUGAUUAUUUUACAUAGUUGAGAUUAAGCUAAUGCAUGUUAUAUCAGGUUGUGCUAUACUACAGAUGAUUUUAGUUGGAAGUUAGUAAUUAUUUUGUGGGUUAUCUAAUAUGAGCAAAAUGCUGUUUUAAAGGCAGGUUUCGCAAUGCAACUGGAAGCCAGCUGGGCCGAAUGGAUCUAGUCUUUUUAUUACUACAGGGAUAUCACAAGCUGAAGUACAGAGGUUGGUGAUUGUCUCUGUCUCUGGUUUCAGAUCUCAGCUAGGAUGAUGCUUGUAUUGUCUACAAAAAACAAAAGUAGACUUCAAAAUCAGGGUUUUUUUCUUUGUUGUGGCCUGUUUUUAAUCACCCAUUCAAAUACCAGUAAUAAGGAGGUACGUAGUUUAUAUGUACCAUUAAUUAUCCUUCAUCCAUUGUCUGUGAAAAAAAAAUCAUGUGCAUUCCUGCAUACUCACCUCACAGAUGGUAAGCUUUCACUCCAGAUCUUCGAACACACAAGAAAAGUUGUGACCAUAAACAAUCGAAGCAUAUUUGUAGUUCACAGCAUUUAUUGUAACUUGACUUCUUAAUGCACACAUGGAAGAAGAAAUUAUGACCUUCCUUCUUUUAUAUAUCUGCUAUAUUCCUCAACCAUGUCACAAUAAUUAAAUGCAUUUUAUUUCUA